AUGGACAAAAUCACAGUCCACGAAUGGGGGCUGAUGAUUCUGGAUGAAGUCCACGUUGUACCAGCACAGAUGUUCAGGCGUGUAGUCUCAGCAGUGGCCCACCGCUGUAAGCUGGGUCUCACGGCCACGCUUGUUCGCGAAGAUGACAAAAUUGAAGACCUGAAUUUCCUGAUUGGGCCCAAAUUGUACGAGGCAGAUUGGCAGGAUCUGAGUGAAAAGGGACACAUUGCCCGGGUAGUGGGAGCAGAAGUCUGGUGCGAAAUGACAUCUGAAUUCUACCGGGCCUAUCUCCAACAGGAUGCAUCACGAAGACGAGUUCUUGCUACGAUGAAUCCAACUAAAAUACAGACAUGUGAAUAUUUGAUCAAAAAGCACGAACAACGCGGUGACAAGGUCAUCGUCUUCAGCGACAGUGUCUUGGCCCUGAAGGAGUACGCCGUGAAAAUGGGGAAGCCCUUCAUCUACGGCCCAACGAGUCAGACUGAACGAAUGCGCAUUCUCAGGCAGUUUCGGACAAAUCCAAAGAUCAACACGCUCUUCCUCUCAAAGGUGGGAGACACCUCAAUCGAUCUCCCAGAAGCCACGUGCCUGAUUCAGAUCUCAUCCCAUUUUGGAAGCAGAAGACAGGAAGCACAGCGACUUGGACGAGUCCUCAGGGCCAAGAAGCGCAGCGAUGCCAAUUUCAAGGCGUAUUUUUAUUCAUUGGUCUCAAAGGACACUGAUGAAAUGCACUACAGUGCCAAGAGACAGCAGUUUCUGGUUGAUCAGGGCUACUCGUUCAAGACAGUCGUUGGCAUCGAAGAGGCGCAGCAGAAUCCUGGUCGCCUCUACGCAACAAAGGCCCAGCAACGUGCUCUUCUUUCGAGCAUCCUCAGCAGAGACCUCGAGAGCGAAGCAAGUGAGGAUGCCGAUCGAAUUGGAAAAUAG
Molecule: messenger RNA, 927 nt
Organism: Enterospora canceri
Lineage: Eukaryota; Fungi; Microsporidia; Enterocytozoonidae
Source: the annotation of a GenBank genome assembly